AUGUAUGAUGAUGCAGGAAUAAUCUCGUGUUCACUUUAUACAAAACAGGGAGAGAAGAGGGAGGACCAUAACCGGCGCAAGUGCCUUUCAUCCUUGUUCAACCUACGUGGAAAUGUUCGUGUCGGAACUCUAAAUUUCAACCACUUUUAUUCACCGGAACCGCCUUGUGGGCAGAUCCGGAGUCGGGCAGAGGAAGUGCAGUGUCGAUCAUGCCAGACAGGAACCUUUUCAGACUCGUUAGACUCUGAACUGUGUCUUCCACACUCCUCCUGCAAGCUUCAUGGGCGAAAACUUGUAACCUCUGGCACUGCAUACUCUGACGCUGUGUGUGGAGACUGUCUGCCUGGAUUUGACUCCAAAGCCGGAGUAGGAAGUGCUUCAAUCAAAAACUCCUGUGUGAAGAUGACUGUACACAUCAGAAGCGUGCGCACAGUGGGGCAAGGCUUGGGAAUUGGUGCUGAAGGGCCAGUCAAUGACACAGUUGUACGCAGCGCUGAGGAGAAGACAACCGAUUAUGUGGUGUUCGCUUUAGUGCCUAUCUUCUGUGUUAUGGGCCUGCUGGGUAUCGUGAUUUGCAACUUCUUGAAGAAGAAAGGAUGCCACUGCAAUGCCAAGAAGGAUGGGGUUGAUGCAGAGGCUGCAACACCUCAGAGAGAAGGUAAUAACGACGACCUGAAUGAAGACACUAUCGGUGUUCUUGUCCGCCUGAUUACUGAGAAACAAGAAAAUGCUGCUGCUUUAGAAGAACUACUGCAAGAGUAUGAGCUCAAACAGAUGGCCCAAAGCAAAGUCUCAUCAAUCAAGUUCCCGAUGCAGUCUCCACUGUCUUCAUUUUGCUCCCUUCCCAGACUUUGCCCCCAUCAGUCGCACCUGCACACCAUCUCUGGCCUCUCUGGCUUAGCACCAAAGCAUGGCUACCGUUGCUCCCGAUGUGCCCAGAAGAAAUGGCCUGCCAUACUCGUACCCCCUCUGGAUUCCCUUAAAAAUCCCCUUAAGCCCCCACAGACCCUUAUCGUUCCCACACUGAAAACGUCCACCGAGCAGAAGAGGGGUCCCCUGACGUCAGGAAUAUGCGUUAACACUCAGUGUACACAAACUAUGGUGCCAAAUAUGGUGCAGGAGACUGUGGAGGGCAUUGAGGCAAAGGAAUGGACAGAGGGGGGGCUGAAAGUUCUCUCUGUGGGAAGAUUUCAAGUGGCUCAGAUCCCUGAAUACAAACCAGUCAUAGAGGAAACAAAGGCACCAUCCCAGGAGCAACGCAAGUCCCUUUUUGGUGGGAUUCAGUUUUCAUCAACUUCAUUAGCAGGCCUCAUGAGGUACGACUACAGAUUGUCAUCUUGCGUCCCCUUGCCUCUCCCUUCUUGUACUUGUUUACAAAAUCGGUUGUCUGCACAAAAUGUUUGUCAGCUCUGGCCAAUGACGAACACAGCUGAUGAGUAUUAUACAUGUCUAAGUUUACAUGUCUAAAGUUUCAUCAAGGCCCAGGCUUGGACAAAUCACGUUUGAAAAAUAUGCUCAAACCUCAACAUAAUGACACAAACUGUUUCAGGUGACCGGAGACGCUUGCAUGGUAACACUACCUCUGACAAGGAUGACCACUAAUGGCAGGUUUGCAGCGUGACACCAACAUCGAUCCAAGGGGUUACAAUCCUCCUGCGAGAGUGUUUCAUGAUGAGCAAAAUGAAACAUAAAAGAAUGAACAGCAUGAAGCUAAUCCAAAGGUAAAAUGUGGAUGUCCACCUAGUUGGAACACAGAGGUUUAUACUAUAUUGGAUUAGCAGCUGUCAUUGCUUUUGCACUUUUAAGGGCAGGUGAGAAGAAUAGGCUCCAGUGUUUGAACUUUCAUAACAAAAGAUACAUUCUCAGGUAAACUAACUCUCUUGGUUACACAAUAGACUAGUCUUUCUUCCUUGUGUAAAGGGAGGUCAACAUAUAGAGAAAAGAAAAAAAAAACUGGUGUGUGUGUAUAUAAAGUGAGGUAAACAUUCAACCAACCAGUUAAUGUGCAACUUGAUCCGAAAAUAUCAGUGAGGUUUUCAUCACGAUGCUCAUACGACAGGUUCAAACUAUACUACAAUAGCAGUAGGGGAGGAUUGAAAGAAAAAAAAUGGAUUCAAGGUCAUUAAUACAGUCUCUGUUCCUUCUGUGUAAACUGGGUGUUUGUUUAAAAGAAGGACUUGAAUAGAAAGUAUCCACGUUUUUGUGAGCCACUGCAGGAGUGAAGGGUGAGAAAAUAAAAAAAGUACUCAUACAAUCGAGUCUUUGUACAAAAAAAGUUUAAAAAAAAGAAAGGAAUGUACAUUUUACUACAGCAUGGAAGACAGGCGUCAUACGUCUAACAACUGUUCAUGCAAAAAUGUCAAAUCAAAUCAAGACAAAACUGCAACAAUCUUUCAGUUACUUGAUCAAGUCAUUCAAAAAAACUAAACUUGAACUCACACUUGACGUUUAACUGUGUACAAUUAUUUGCAAAGAAAAUGGCUCGUUAACUUAUUUCCACACCUAACUUAUUUUCCAGUUCUUCAAAAGAACUCAUACUGUGUAUUUAUAAAAUGCGGUUGCUGAUGAGUUAGUGGUUUUAUGUGACAUUUUCCUAAAUUUUAAGGUUUGCUACAUUGUAUUUAUAGCACUUUUAAUACUAUUUUCACAUUGUUAUAAAGAAUAUGACAACAUAUGUAAAAGAUGAUAUGAUGACGAUUACCUUUUCAUCAGUCAUUCUUUGAUGUAUUCAAUCUGUUUGCUGGAUUUACAAAACAUUAUCUCAAUGUCAUUUCUAAAAUGUUUUACUGUUGAAAUAAAAGAAGGAAAUUUUGAA
Messenger RNA from Phyllopteryx taeniolatus (common seadragon), 2815 nucleotides. It is a transcript of the gene relt, whose product is annotated as RELT TNF receptor. NCBI's taxonomy places the organism in Eukaryota, Metazoa, Chordata, Actinopteri, Syngnathiformes, Syngnathidae. Gene Ontology annotation, biological process: apoptotic process. The record is from RefSeq and is a predicted model, not a curated record. Gene Ontology annotation, molecular function: protein binding. The coding region runs from base 1 to 1467 and encodes 488 amino acids. The transcript is spliced from 9 exons.